Molecule: messenger RNA, 1268 nt
Organism: Onychomys torridus (southern grasshopper mouse)
Lineage: Eukaryota; Metazoa; Chordata; Mammalia; Rodentia; Cricetidae
Gene: Riiad1
Product: regulatory subunit of type II PKA R-subunit domain containing 1
Exons: 5
Coding region: 23-301 (92 amino acids)
Source: RefSeq, a predicted model, not a curated record
CUAGACAACCGACUGCAGCGAGAUGGAGCAGUUACCCGGAGGAAUAGUGGGGCCAGAUCCGGGAGCCCUGAGCCCCGAGCUACUGGAGCAGUUGCGAGAUUUCAAGAUCCAGACUCGGAUCGCAAAUGAAAAGUACUUGAGGACCCACAAAGAGGUGUCGCUGCUCAUUAGCGGCUUCUUCAGAGAAAUGUUUCUGAAAAGACCAGAGAACAUCCUGGAAUUUGCUGCGCACUAUUUCACGGAUCCAAGACUUCCCAACAAGAUUCACAUGCAGCUAAUUAAAGACAAGAAAGGAAUCUAAUUAGCAAAGCCACAACGCUCAGCUCCUCGGAGAAGCCAGAAGGAAUCCAGCCUCGGGGUCAGCUGGAGGCCUGAGAGCCCUGUUACCAUCACUGCGGGUUUCCAAGCUGUGUGGGCUUCUUCCUCUCACAGAGGCUUUCAGAGAUCCUCAUUAAAUCCAGCCCUGCCUGCCCUCUCUUCUUUUCAUUUGGACAGAGGAGGGCACCGUGCAUGGGGGCCUUUUUCUCCUUGAGGUGGUCUGGGGUUUGGAGAGGCAGGGAUCGUUCCCACUCCAGCUACUUAUCAAACUGUGAACAGGGUGGGGAUCCCGCCACAGUUAGCUGUGGCGGGUUAAGAACAAGUGAGUCCACACUUCAACAUCUUACGUCCCAUGACCAGCCUACGUGCAAGGGGAUGAUUUCCUUUGCUUUCCAUAGAAGCAAUAGCCAGAGAAAUUGGGCUGGAAGGACAUCAGGAGAGAUGGACAGACAGCGAAAUCUCAAGAGGGGCCUGGAUAUUGUGAAAUAUACACCUGACAGGCACCUGGGGAGGUGGAGGACUUGGUUCCUGAGGACUUGAGGAGCAAGCUGCUCAUCUAUUUGAUGUCUGGCUAAGAGGCAGCAAGAUGGUUCAGGCAGCGGCAUGAAAUGUCCUUUGCACAUUUAGGAGUCUCUCUCUCUCUCUCUCUCUCUCUCUCUCUCUCUCUCUCUCUGUCUGUGUGUGUGUGUGUGUGUUACACUUUUCAGGUUUGUGGCCUCAGUCUUUGGCCUCUGCAGUCCCCUGGCUACGCUGUAUAAAGGAACCCUCUCCUGUGGUUCACGUGUCAACAUCACCAUGGCAACAGAAACAGGCUGAGUGUCAUUUGUACUCCCUUGCCCCUAGCUGUCCUCACUUGUAGUGGUAAGAAGGACAACAGAGCAGGAAGACUCAGAAACCAUGCAAGUUAUGAACUGGAACCCUCAGGAAGUUGAUUUGUUUUUUUGUUUUAA